CAAACACUCUAAUAGCAUCAAUCUCAAUCGAAUGGACAAUCUGCUGUAUUGCCUCCCUUGCCAAUGUUGAGCUCUUCUUCAGUGAAGAUGGGCAAGCCAUCAUCCGUCUUGCCCCGGGGACCGUAAUCGUUACGACCAGUGAAGGCUUUGGUUUCAUUUUUAAGCAUUUUUCGCAUCUUUAUGGUCUCUUCUUGAACUCUUUUUAUUUCCUCUUCUUUAGCUUUCUCUUCUUCCUCCUUUCUAACUUUUGCCUUCUUAGCUUUAUUAAAUAUAUUAUCCACAAAUGCUUUAUCCUUCUUUAAUUUCUUCUUUCCCCUCUUAUCUUUACCUUUAUCUCCUUUCUUAGUCUUCUCUACUACUUUAGUCUUCUUGACCUCUGAGGAGGCAGACUUUUGGGGCUCAAUUUUAGUCUUCAUUUCAAUAUUUAUAUAA
This is a messenger RNA of Moneuplotes crassus, 432 nucleotides long. Lineage: Eukaryota; Ciliophora; Spirotrichea; Euplotida; Euplotidae. The record is from the annotation of a GenBank genome assembly.